AUGAGAGAUAUCAAAAUUUUGUUAACUGAUGAAAUGUUUAUCAUAAUAUCAGUAACAUUUUAUUAG
This is a messenger RNA of Caenorhabditis briggsae, 66 nucleotides long. The transcript has a single exon. Bases 1 to 66 code for a protein of 21 amino acids. The record is from RefSeq and is a predicted model, not a curated record. NCBI's taxonomy places the organism in Eukaryota, Metazoa, Nematoda, Chromadorea, Rhabditida, Rhabditidae.